AAACAAACCAACUCCCGCUACUGAAGCAGGAAAUCAUUAAAAAUCGCCCCUACAUCUGUUCAAAAUUUGUGUGGGCCAAGGGAAGCCCGUGAAAAGCACGCACGAAGGAGAGUGUAUCGCGCGACACAAGGCCACAAACUUGCCAUCGGUUGAGCAGUGAAAUUGAACACAAAGAAUGCAAACCAAUGAAUACACCGUGGAGGAGCUGACGAACCUGGCGCAACAGAAGAUUGACCUUGGCGAGAAGCUGCUGAGCGAUCUGGCUCCGCGCGAAACGAUCGAAGGUGUGCGAAAGAUCCGGAAGAAGAUUAGUCAGGAGCUGAAGUUCCUGAACCGCGUCAAAGCGAAUGGCACAGUCACGAUCAAUCACAUCCUCUGCAGUAACCUGACGCACUUUGGCUGCCUGGUGGAGUGUUUGCUGGCGAGUGCCGACGUAAAGCACGUCGAUUAUCCGCUUCCGAUCGAAGACCGAGCUUGUCCACUGCGAGUCGACAUCGUAUGCGAUGGUGGCGCAACCUGGAUCAAGGUAAUCGCCCGGAAUCCCAAAUCGCUCAGCGAUGCCGUGUACGGGCGCACGAGCUACGGCUCGAAGUCGAUCCUGGAGCAGGCGGAAGAGUACGUCCAGGCGGCCAACAACUUCCCCUACAUGUUCCGGCCACCGACGGUGGUGUUCCGGUUCUUGAGUCGGCUAGACGAGGAGCUGAUCGAGGAGCUACAGAGGAUCGGUAUCCGGGUUGUGAUACUCGCCGAUGAACCUACAUCACCAACGGACGAUACACAGCAUGAGCAGCAUCCUGGUGCAUCGGUACCCGAUCGGCAGGAGGAAAUACGGCUUCUCAACGUGGACGUGACGACGCUGAUCGCUUACUGUAGUGCAAUGACGAACGGAUCCGCAAUGUGGGAGUUCAAGCAACCGCUGCUCAGCGAACAGGCCCGCUGGGAGCGCGACAAACCGGUGAAACCGAUACUGGAUCAACUGUUCACCGGACGGAGGCUUAUCUGCUGUCAGACGGCGUACGAUUCUUUCCACGAUAUCCUCACCAUUUUGGGUGGUGAAGGCGAGAAGGCCCGUGCCCGCGAACUGUUCACACGCAUCCAGAUACUGCCCGAUGUGCCGCUCGAACAGGCCCCGAAAGAACUGCAAUCACUGAAGCUUGGUGGCAAGAUACGGCCCCGGAGUCUCCAGGUGUUUGCUUUCGGACUGUACCACCGAGCCGUGACCGUCACGUCGAACGAGGGUUUUACGCGGGCUGCCAAAAUGCAAGGCCUCGAGGUGCCCGUCUUCCUUCACGAUGCCCGCGCACUGACGGAGGACAAGGAACGGACGGCACGAGCACUGCUGCUGCCACCACCCGAUGACACCAAUAAUGCCCACGACUCUUUUAUCGAGUGAUAACCGAUCGAAUACAUACCAAUGCCCAUGUCCAUGUCCCAUGCCCAUCCAUCUCAUCUAACUUAUAAAAAUAUGCCUAUGCCCAGCACAGAAUCAAUCGAAGCAAACGAGCAAAACGAAUACAAAAAAAAAACAAGACGGAAAAAUAAAAAGCAAUCCCAAACAAA
This is a messenger RNA of Anopheles aquasalis, 1560 nucleotides long. RefSeq names its product UPF0415 protein C7orf25 homolog. The record is from RefSeq and is a predicted model, not a curated record. Lineage: Eukaryota; Metazoa; Arthropoda; Insecta; Diptera; Culicidae.